Messenger RNA from Hevea brasiliensis (rubber tree), 1874 nucleotides. Its product is annotated as transcription factor MYC3. The transcript has a single exon. The record is from RefSeq and is a predicted model, not a curated record. Gene Ontology annotation, cellular component: nucleus. Lineage: Eukaryota; Viridiplantae; Streptophyta; Magnoliopsida; Malpighiales; Euphorbiaceae. The coding region runs from base 125 to 1552 and encodes 475 amino acids. Gene Ontology annotation, biological process: regulation of DNA-templated transcription. Gene Ontology annotation, molecular function: protein dimerization activity; DNA-binding transcription factor activity; transcription cis-regulatory region binding.
CUUGUUUUCUAAUCCUUAUCACCUGCUUAAAACCCUUUGCCUGUCCAUUUCCUUCUAGGAAAAUUCUAUUUCCAAAGACGAAAAAAAAAAAAAAAAAACACUACGGUGCAAAGAACGAAUAUUCAUGGAAGAGAUUAUGCCCCCCUAUUCUCCAUCUUCACUUCUGUCAGUUUGUCAAGAAUCCUCGCCCUCUCUCCAACAACGCCUCCAUGUCAUCCUUCAAAGCUGCCCUGGAUGGUGGAUCUACGCCAUCUUCUGGCAGGUCUCCAAGAAUGCCAGUGGCCACCUUGUUUUCUCAUGGGGUGAUGGCAAUUUCCGUGGCUCUAAAGAAUUUUUGACCAAACCUAGCAACACGCUGAACCAACACAAAUCUGGAUUCAAUCUUGAAAGAAAAGCGUCUAAAGAGCUCCAAGCUCUUUUCAGUGAUGACAUGGACAUGGACAGAUUGGCAGACGCUUAUGAUUCUGAUUAUGGGUGGUUCUAUAACGCAUCCGCAACGCGAACUUUCGCUGUUGGAGAAGGAAUUGUUGGCCAGACAUUUGGUUCCGGAGGUUUCACUUGGUUGACUGAUGAUCAUAGGCUACAAUUAUACCGGUGUGAGAGAGUUAAAGAGGCUCGUAUGCACGGGAUACAGACUUUGGUCUGUGUUUCGACUUCUUGCGGAGUUGUUGAAUUGGGCUCUUCUCACAUGAUCAACGAAGACUGGAGCCUGGUGCAAUUGUGCAAAUCCCUUUUCGGUGCAGACGUCGCCUGCUUGAUCUCCAAGCAGCUCAGCCACGAAUCUCAGCUUCAAAUUCCUGACCGAGGUGCUUCUUUCCUUGAUAUUGGAAUGUUUUCAUGUGCUCAAAUGGAGACAUUUCCAGAGAAGCAAAACGAAGGCGACAAAAAGAGAGAUGCUUCUGCUUUUGGUCAAGGCCGGUCGUCUUCUGACUCUGGGCCUUCUGAUUCUGAUGUCAAUUUGGCUGCUGGAAAUACUAACGGCCGGUUCAAGAAAAGAGGAAGAAAAACAAAUGGCAAAGAAUUGCCUCUAAACCAUGUCGAAGCGGAGAGGCAGCGGAGAAAGAGACUUAAUCACCGAUUUUAUGCACUCCGAUCUGUGGUUCCUAACGUGUCCAAGAUGGAUAAAGCAUCUCUACUUGCAGAUGCAGUCACUUAUAUAGAGGAGCUCAAGGCCAAAGUUGAUGAAUUGGAGGCCAAACUGCAAGCAGUGUCUAAGCAAUCCAAGAUUACUAGUACAAUCAUCUAUGACAAUCAAUCAACCAAUUACAUGGUCAAUCAUUUGAGGCCUUCCUCGAGUUAUAGAGAUAAAGCGAUGGAGGUGGAUGUAAAGAUUGUAGGGUCAGAAGCCAUGAUCCGUGUUCAUUCCCCGGAUGUUAAUUAUCCAGCUGCAAGAUUGAUGGAUGCACUUAGAGAACUUGAGUUUCAAGUUCAUCACGCAAGUGUGUCAAGCAUCAACGAGAUGGUGCUUCAAGAUGUGGUGGUCAAUGUUCCUGAAGGAUUGACAAGUGAAGAGUUUAUGACAAGUGCUAUUUUUCAAAGAAUGCAGAAUUAAGGCAGCUUUCCGAAGGAAUACCUCACCUGGAACGAUACAGGAGAUGUUGCCCAAGUAAUUCAAGGGAAUGCAUACAGAACAUCAUCUUAUGUGAAGCUACUCAUAAAAUACUAUCAACAUUAUAUCAUAAAAUCAAUGUAUGUAUAAUGGUUGCCCUGCAACCACUGAUUAUGAUGGACUCCAAAUGAGUCCACUACCUACAACCCGUUUGCUUUUCCUACCAAUUUUGUGCCAGUUUUCUUUGCACUUUGCAGUAGUACCUAAGUUCACAAGGAACAUCUAUGUGAAAAAGCAAGUUCUGAAUCCAUUAUUAUAGUUUUUG